UUCUGUUCUAUUGUGCAUGCAGGAGAUCCAGUCUCUGCUCAUAAACUGGAAGGGUCCGGAUCUGACCACAUACGGCGAGCUGGUUCUGGAAGGAACGUUUCACGUCCACCGCGCUAAAAACGAGAGAACCCUCUUCCUGUUCGAUAAGAUGCUGCUCAUCACCAAGAAACGAGGGGAACAUUACGUCUACAAGACUCACAUCUCGUGUUCCACACUGAUGCUGAUAGAAAGUGCCAAAGAUUCGCUGCGCUUCAGCGUGACGCAUUACAAGCACCCCAAGCAGCCGCACACGGUUCAGGCCAGAACGGUGGAAGAGAAGAAACUGUGGGCUCAUCACAUAAAGAGACUCAUUCUGGAGAACCAUCACGCCGUUAUCCCGCAGAAAGCCAAAGACGCAAUCCUGGACAUGGACUCGACAUGUCCAGUGAAGUACCGCUACAGUCCGGACAGACUGAAGAAAGCGUGUCAAAAUGAAGAUUUCUCCGGUGUGUUAAAGGAACGGAGACGCUCUGAACCGGCUAAACGAACUGUACGAAGCACUAAAGGCACGCUUAAGCAUGCAGACAGCGAAGGUACUCUAUUAGUGGAUAAAGACCAUCUUUCCAUCCUGCCCACAACCGUGAGCUCAAACCCAGAACUCAAGACUGCGGUACCUGGAAUGAUUCAGAACGGACAAGAUCAUGAAUCCAGCACAGGCUCGCUGGAUGACAGUAGGCUUGAAGAGAAAGCAAAGAGCGCAGAGGACAGAAUAGGAGGAGAUAAUGGAGAAGAGGAAGAUCUGAUGGGAGUCGAGCAGGUAGCAGACUUUACCAGUUCAGUGUUGGCCGCCAUCUCCUGCUGGCAUCAUAGGGCUAAGGCUUUGCUUUUCGAUCAGAUCACCACGGACAGAGAAGGUUGUUGGGAAACUUGGCCAAUGAACAAAAGCAGCCAAACACCCACUAAAGAAAAGCCUGAUGAUACGAGUAAAAGUUUGACUCUGUUUGAACAGAACUCAACUGGGGAACACAGUCGAGAAAUCGGAGAUAAUGUUGAGGACAGUGUGGAUUUCUCAUCUCAGAAGAACCUCUCAGAAGAUGUGCAGAACAUGGAGGUAGAUGUGGACGUUGAAGCACCUGGUGGCCUCUUGUCUUCAUCCAUACUGGACAAGGCAAGUGAUAUCUCAGAGCGAUGUGCCAGCAGCCUCUCUCAAAGAAGUAGUCUAGGAGUCGAAGCGUCUUUUGACUUGGGCUGCCCGUCUUCUCUGUCGGAAAGUAGAAGAAGCAGUUUGCUCAGCAGUGGUGCUGAGCCCCACGAGAAAGACAAAAACCUAGAGUUUAGACGGUCCACUCCAGAACCAUUAACAGAGACUGUUCCCGACAGCCUGUUUAUACCAGACCAAAGAUCUCAAAUGAAACCGGAUACUCUUUCCAAAAAGGACCGAUUGCUCAUACAUAAGAUUCGACGGUACUACGAACAUGCUGAGCACCAGGAUGCCAGCUUUGCCGUCAAACGCAGAGAGAGCCUUUCAUACAUCCCUGCAGGCCUAGUCCGUAAUCUGAGCCAACAACUCGAUUACCUUGCAGACCAGGAUUUGGCAUUGCAUAAGAGGGCGUCUUCCAUCACAAGGCCAACAUUAUGGUCUGUCUUUAAUAUAUCAGGCUUGGGGGUUGACAAGAAAGCAAAGGAUAGCUCUGAUUUUCUGGUCCCUGCAAAUGGCAAAGAGUCCAAGCUUAGAGAUCAAAGUGGGAAUGAGGAAUUCCAGCCUGCAUCUGACAUGGUUAAAGUGUGGCAAGUCAUGGAAAUGGAGAUAACUGGGUCUUCUGAACAACAUCAGGACUCAGAGAAUUCCCAAAUGACUACACCUGGUGAAGAAAAGAAAGCAGAAACCAGUAAGGUGAGCUUGGAUAGUGGACUUGGGGAACCUCUGGUAAUAUUGGAAGAAUCCGAUGAAAGCUCUACCUCACCCCCAAUUAACAUCGUCUUAGAAAAGGACAAGAUGCAAGAGUUCCAGAGGCAUCCAAAAGAGGAACACAAGUUACAAGAGCAGCACAAGGUCAACCACCCUCCUCUACCAAAGAUCAUCUCCUUAAGGUCUGCCAGUGAGGAUGAACUAAUCCUUCAAGAUAUGGAGAAAAUGAAAAAUAAGGUGUUCCAGUUGGCCAGGCACUACAGUCAGCGUAUCAAAAACAACAGACCGGUAGUAAGGCAGAGGCCCAAGAUCUUGGAGAACCAUUUUUUGCCCAAGAACCUGUCUUCGGUCAUGGAGGAGAGACCUCCAGGAAAAGAGAAAGGCAUUCCUGACAAGCCACUGUUGCUGAACUUGAAUGAGCAGGACCUUAUCCCGGACUCUACGACUACUAGUCCGCCUUCCAGCCUCUGUUCUCCUGGAAGUCCUCAGUUCCUCAAUUGCAGAUUAUACGCUCAGAGACCACAAAGUCCUGUACAAACUGAGACCUUCCACUGGCCGGAUGUCAAAGAGUUGCGUUCCAAAUAUAACAGCCAAAGGCAAGAUGAUGCAUCCACUUCCCCUCGUCCGUUCCCAGUGGGUCGCAGUACUUCAUUUUCAGAAAGAGCUUUGGAGACUGAAUCGGAGAGAUCCGGAGCAUCGUGUUCAUGGUCUUGUUCAUCCCCUUUCUGCAAUAUCACAGUGCAGAGAACUACAUCCAUAGAUUCUACAUGUUCCAGCAAGACCAUUGAAGGUGAAGGUUUGCCUUCGCUGUGUAGAGUUAAUGCAUUUGAUUUCGGCUUGGGAUCCACUAAUGCACAUGAGCAACUGGAGAGAGGUUGCGACGCUGGUCAAGAUGAGAACAACCUCAUUGUAGUAGAGAGGAUCUGCAAGGCCAAACAUGAAGAGGAUGAUUUAGCAAUGGUUUCACAAUCUGAAUUUGCAAUGGCAAACAGUAAAGAGCACAACUUUAGUGAAUGGAUGGAAAAAGCAGAGAACAGUCAACAUAGUUUGGUUAAAAACCUGCGGGAUAAAUUUCAGAACCUGAAUUCUUAUACGUGAGACUUAUAACGCAAACUUUUUUUACUCUUAACACUCAGAACCUUAAAAUAUCUUACAGCUAGCAUUCCUCUCUCCAAAAUAUGUCAUUUGGCCACUGUUUGAGAGGCUUAGUAAGUCUUACACAGGUUUGGUGUUCUGUGUUUUUGGAAAGAAAGCAUGACUCUUCAAUUCCAGUUAUGAAUUAUCAGCAGAUGUCGUCCAAACCAACUGGAAAAGGGAUGCCUAUGGACCUCAGAGAAUAUAUUUAUGAAAUUUGCAUUUGUAAAUAUAUGUAUAUUAGCGUUUUCCUGUGUAUAUUUCAUUGAGAUGUAAACAUUUGUUAAAGGAGCUGACUGUGGUACUGUAAUUAUUAUUAUUUUUUAUUUUUUUGUAAUGUUUGGAAAAGUGGUUAAAUACGUAUUUGUUCUUCCAGACAUUUUGAAAAAAAAAAAAGCAAUAAGGAAGAAUAUAUAACAGGUCAGUGCAUACUAAGUUACCAAUGCGCCUAUUUUUGUUAGAAAUUUAUUAGUACACACAUUUUCACAUGUUUCCGGAAAAGCACUGCAAUAUUAAAUGCAAUGUUAGUUAUUUUGAUUAAACGCAAUGUUAGUUAUUCACUGUUUGUGUUCAAGCUCUGACCAGAGGAAAGAGGGUAAUCUCAUAAAGAUGUCAUUCCCCACUAAUGAGGAGAAAACUGGAAAUCAUAAUCCGAUUAGGCUGAUGAAUGAUAAACGGUGACAAAGACUUGAUGUCAUUUUCAAUCUGGAAUGUUUUCGGUUGGGUGUAUACAGUUAAAAAUAGUCAAAUAGUGCUCAGUUUGACCGAAUGUUUGGUGUCAAAUUAAAAUGCUGCUCUUUUUUGACAACGUAUUGUGCUGUCUUACUGUUGCUGAUUUUUAGUUGUUUAAAGGUCAGAUGUGAUUCCAACUCAUCUGAGAAUUUGCUUUUUGAGCAUUAUGAGGUAAUUCAAGUUAACGGAUACGUCAUUUGAGCAACAUAUAAUGCACAGUCACAAAAUGUGUUUUGGGUCACGUUUAAUGGGAUAUAUUAUAAGCCAUCUUAUUUUUGGUUGUAUUUUUCUGCUCAUUGGUGGGGUUUAUCUCCGGGCAUGAUGUCACUGUUAUCUUGUAUAUUUAACCUUUUUUUAUUUAUUUGAUUUGGUGUAAAAAUGUCCAGUUCAUAUCCUAUUCUUUUGAUAUACUACAUUAAAAGAAA
Messenger RNA from Sinocyclocheilus grahami, 4179 nucleotides. RefSeq names its product pleckstrin homology domain-containing family G member 3-like. Gene Ontology annotation, biological process: regulation of establishment of cell polarity. The record is from RefSeq and is a predicted model, not a curated record. Gene Ontology annotation, molecular function: small GTPase binding; guanyl-nucleotide exchange factor activity. NCBI's taxonomy places the organism in Eukaryota, Metazoa, Chordata, Actinopteri, Cypriniformes, Cyprinidae. The transcript is spliced from 11 exons. Bases 17 to 2986 code for a protein of 989 amino acids.